Molecule: messenger RNA, 3470 nt
Organism: Chelonoidis abingdonii (Abingdon island giant tortoise)
Lineage: Eukaryota; Metazoa; Chordata; Testudines; Testudinidae
Source: RefSeq, a predicted model, not a curated record
GAGGCGGCAGGCAGGGGCCGCCCGCGCUGAGACGGGCCGGCAGCGCGUGCCCAGGCCGGCAUGGGAGAUCGGGCGCUGCGGGGAGCCGGCGCGAGCAGAAAGGAGCAUUGGAAACUACUGGGCAAUCUGAAGACCACUGUAGAAGGAUUGGUGUCCAGCAACAACCCGAACGUCUGGUCUAAAUAUGGCGGCUUGAAGCGGCUGUGCAGGGAUAUGCACAGCAUCCUCUAUCACGGGCUUAUCCACGAUAAGGUAUACUGCAGGAAGAAGGAUUACUGGCAGUUUGUGAAAGACAUCCCCCGACUGAGCCCGCGCUCUGCUCAUCACGUGGAGAAGUUCAUCAGCCUGCACGAGAAUGGCCAGCCAAGUGCAGAUGGCGUAGGUGAUCAAGCCAUAGCGGAGCUGUGGCUACAGCACAGUCUGCAGUUCCACUGCCUCUCCACGCAGCUGAAGCCACUGCUUAAGAACAGACAGUACAUCAGGAAAUUCUACACAGAUGCUGCAUUCCUGCUCAGUGACGCCCACGUCACAGCCAUGUUACAGUGCCUGGAGGCCGUAGAGCAGAACAACCCCAGACUUCUGGCUCAGAUUGACACGUCCAUGUUUCUCAGAAGGAGCGAGGCGCCACUGCCUGUGACGAAGAGUCAAAGCCUGACAGCCCUCCCUGGUUCUGUAUGUAUCCCUCCUAUGGACUAUACACAGCACAGGUACUUUGGAUCCUUCUCCAGUCUGCACCAACCAGCCUCCACCAGCAUGUCAGACAGGAAACCAGCAAGCUCCUCCGUGAGCAGCAGCACGAGCCAGCCUCUGGAAGAUGCCCUGUACAACGUAUCCCUCUUGCUGCCUGAGAACAGAUCCGUUCUGGGCCAACCUGGCCUCCCCCGGCUCAGUGCUUCCUCCCCCAGAGAUGACUCCUGUUCAGUCAGCGAGAUGAGCACCAGCACCGUGACCAGCCAGAGCGAGGACCCCUGGGCGGGUAGCCAGGAUGACACCCAGAGUGAUGCCAAUGACGGGCCGGAGUAUCUGGCCAUUGGGAACCUGGGGCGGCGGGGCCGGGCCUGUAGCAGCCAGAGCAGUGCCAGCAGUAGCACCAGCACCAGCAACAAGAGCAGCAGUUCCAACCUGUUCUCAUCCAGCAGCUCCCAGAAGCCGGAGUCCAUCUCCUCCUUGGAAGACCAAGGUGCGAGCGGCGGGAGCCGGAGAAUGAGCCUCUUGCGCAGGUCAAGCUUUUCGGAGGGGCAGACAUCAACCCCCCAAGGGAUCCUCAAGAGAAGCCAUGCACGCUCGCACUCCGAUACCAACGUGGCCUCUGGGAAAACUCCUGGAGGUCUCAGGGAUAUCACCAUUAUAAUAGAAGAUCCAGUGGCAGAGUCCCAGGGUGACGCCUUGAGGGUGCCGGGUCAUGUCUCCGGCUCCACCCAGAGCAGCGAAGUGAGCACGCCCAGCUCCUUCUACAUGGAGUACGAUGCUGGCCAGUACCUGAGUUCGGGGGAAGGGAUGUUCCGAAGACCCUCGGAAGGACAGUCCCUGAUCAGUUACCUGUCUGAGCAGGACUUCGGCAGCUGUGCAGACCUGGAGAAGGAAAACGCUCACUUCAGCAUCUCUGAAUCGCUGAUUGCUGCCAUCGAGCUGAUGAAAUGCAAUGUGAUGAACCGGCGGCUGGAGGAGGAGGAAGAGGAGAGUGACAAGGAGAUCCAGGAGCUCAAGCAGAAGAUUCGCAUCCGACGCCAGCAAAUCCGCACUAAACACGUGUUCCCUGCCUAUCGGGAGGUGGGCUCUGACAGCUUUGUGGCUACAGACAGUGAGUCCCAGUUCAGCUCCCGUGACUCCAUGUGGCUGUCUGACUCGGGCUCAGCGGAGGAUGUGGAGGAGUAUGAGAUAAGAGGGCGCCAGCAGGCCCUGCUCUCUUGCCUCUGUGUUGAUACCCUUUCUCUGUGGCUGGGCCGAGCACUGAAGCGAAAUAUUUUGUCAUCACCGUAUUAUGCAGAUGGUAACGAUGGAUCUAACCUGAUUCAAAUGUCCAAGAACGGCCUAUCCCACUCCUUCCUCCAUUCGAACUCAGCGGAGGCCGUGGCCAUGGGCCUGCUGAAGCAGUUUGAAGGGAUGCAGCUCCCAGCCGCUUCUGAACUGGACUGGCUAGUCCCAGAGCAGGAUGCCCCCCAGAAGCUCCUGCCAAUUCCGGACUCUCUGCCCAUCUCGCCCGAUGACGGAGAGCACGCCGACAUCUACAAGCUCCGAAUCCGGGUCCGCGGGAACCUGGAGUGGGCCCCCCCCCGGCCGCAGAUCAUCUUCAACAUUCACACUGCCCCAACGAGGAAGGUGGCUGUAGCCAAGCAGAAUUACCGGUGCGCAGGCUGCGGCAUCCGGACAGACCCCGAUUACAUCAAACGGCUGCGGUACUGCGAGUACCUGGGCAAGUACUUCUGCCAGUGCUGCCACGAGAACACCCAGAUGGUCAUUCCCAGCCGCAUCCUGCGUAAGUGGGACUUCAGCAAGUAUUACGUCAGCAACUUCUCCAGGGACCUGCUGAGCAAGAUCUGGAGUGACCCGCUCUUCAGUGUGCAGGACCUCAACGCCGCUUUGUACCGGAAGGUGAAGGCGCUGAAUCAAGUCAGGCUGUUGAGAAUCCAGCUGUUUCAUUUGAAGAACAUGUUUAAAACCUGCCGACUAGCUAAAGAGCUCCUGGAUUCCUUCGACACAGUGCCAGGUCAUUUGACGGAGGAUCUCCACCUCUACUCCUUAAAUGACCUGAAUGCCACUAAGAAGGGGGAGCUGGUUCCCCGCCUGAUGGAGCUCAUAAAGGCAGGUACCCUGCACGUUGAGAGAUGCAUGCUGUGCCAAGCCAAAGGCUUCAUCUGUGAGUUCUGUCAAAAGGAGGAGGACAUCAUCUUUCCCUUCGAACUGAGCAAGUGCAGGACGUGUGAAGAGUGCAAGGCCUGCUACCACAAGUCCUGCUUCAAAUCGGGCUGCUGCCCCCGGUGCGAGCGCCUGCAUGCCAGGAGAGAGCUGCUGGCCAAGCAGAGUCUGGAGUCCUACAUCUCUGACUAAGAGGAGGAGCUGCCAGAGGCAGUGGCUGCGACAUGAGUGAGGUGACGGAGGAGGAAGAGGAGACGAGCGGAUGUAUGUGUGUGCGUGGCCUUCGUCACCAGAGACUAAACGAGAGAUUAACCUGACUUUCACGUUAAAGGAGCCCGUGGGAGGGCUGAAUCGUGGAGAUCUCGGAGCAGCAUGACGGGAUCUGCUUGGUUUGCUUCAAGAGAGCCGGUUUCUGUGCACUCUACACGGUGGUGUUGGGGCUGGCGGACUCCGGACACUAGUUCUUGCAGUCGUGACCCUGCCGAGGUGGACACGCUGCUGCCUUUGUGCAGGGUCCGGCGGCGAGUCCUGUCUGUGCCACACUCCGAGCGCAAUGAGCAUUCAUAUGCCUGUGUGCCUCCUCCCUGGUCCCUUAGGGAGGAGCAUUCAUAUGC